Messenger RNA from Scatophagus argus, 1488 nucleotides. RefSeq names its product motile sperm domain-containing protein 1-like. The transcript is spliced from 6 exons. The coding region runs from base 245 to 1075 and encodes 276 amino acids. NCBI's taxonomy places the organism in Eukaryota, Metazoa, Chordata, Actinopteri, Scatophagidae. Gene Ontology annotation, cellular component: cytoplasm. The record is from RefSeq and is a predicted model, not a curated record.
AAUCCAAUAUAAACAAAAGAACUGACUGACGUGAUUAACAUCCAAUAGAAUGCGGCAUUUUUCUCUUUCUUUCCGCCCAUUGGUCGACAUCUUCACAGAGGGCGGGACUUAUGAAAUGCAACAGCUCGUUGAGGAAGUGGAGUCCGCUGGCGCAGGAGCCGGUGCUGUGACAUCACACCGCCAAGGCGUCCAAUGACAGCGCUCAGAUCAUGGCUGCGUGUGGGGCGCCACGCGGGACGGACCAAUGAGAAGGAAGGACAACCAUGACGGACAGGGACAGGGCUGGCCGCAGGGGCAGGGCGGGAUGAGAGGGGACACGGGCCAGGUGGCGGUGAGACAGGUGGGCAGGGUGGAGUUGGGAGGUGAGACGGGCGGCGUGUCUCGGCUGCCUGUCUUCCUGUUCCCCUCUGAGCUGAUGUUCUGCUCUGAAGACAGGAGCUCCCACAGGAGAGUCUUAACUGUGUACAACCCGUACAGCUUCAGCCUGAGCUUCAAGAUGCUGAGCACAGCUCCCUCUCUGUACAGGGUGGUGGAGGCGGAGGGGAACGUCCGAGCUAAAUCCUGUGUUGACCUCGUGGUGCGUCACCUGGACGUCUCUCCCCGUAACUGGGGCCGCAGGGACCGGUUCCGCCUGGAGGUGAGAGGAGGAGGCCAGGUGGGAGCACGGGAGAUCUGGACCGAGCUGAGAGGAGGAGCAGAGGGAGGAGGAGGAGGGGGAGGAGGAGGAGGAGGAGGAGGAGGGGAGGAUGGGGACAGGAGCAGGAGGAAACGAGCAGGAAGAGGGGACGACGGGAGGACGGGAGGACAGCAGAGGACGCUGUCUGCUCACACUCCUCUGUCUCCUCUGCUGGUGCCCACGCACACACAUCUGCAGCUGCCUACCUGCACAGUGGUGCGUCGCAUGCCUCAGUGGGUGGUGUGUGUGGUGGUGGCGGUGCUGUGUGUCACAGUGUUGAUGCUUCCCCUCCACACUGAGAGCAGCUCUGUGGUUCCAGGCUACCUGCACGUCUCCACCAAUCAGAAGCUGGUCUGCGCCUACACACUGGGUCUUCUCACCAUGGUGUUUCUAUGGUAACCGAUGACAUCAUCAUCCUCUGUCAGUGACAGCUGUUCUCCGGCGCCAUGACAACCGUGUUGACGUUGCAGGUCCAUGUUGUCCACCAGAGACACAGACAGACUGUCUCAGCCCGACAGGCUGAGGCCUCAGAGCGCCAGCAGGACACAAAACUUUAUUUAAAAAAGGACUCAGACAGUGGACGGGCGGCGGGUCGGGACCCUGACGGCAGACUCAGGAUCAGCCUGAAGGCUCUGAGUUCAUUAAAGGGACACAAAUGAAAAAUAUUUUACUUUUGUUUUGUUUCUGCUUCGAAAAGCACUUUUAUCUCCUCACUUCUCUCAGUGUGAGGAGGGAAGAAGAAGAAGAAGAAGAAGAAGAAGCUGCUGUCUGUGUGAGGAGUCACGUCUCAAUAAACCAAUCAGCUCAUUAAA